GUUGCAAGGAGAUAAUUUGGCAGAAAGGCCAGAAGAUGUCUCCAUGGUAUCUCCAGCAUCUGAGCCAGCAGUAUCAGACUCUGAUGCUCAAGUACCUGGGGUUGAAACACUUCCGGAAGAUAUUGAUGAAUUUCAGAGUGCCUCUCAAGUGGCAGGAUCUUCUCAGACGGUUUGGACCCUGGAUGCCAUGAGCGUCAGACCUGGAGGUUCCCCAAGGCAGAAACUCUUAAAGGACUCCUUAGCAGCAAAAGAACUUCAGACCAUGGAGAAACACCUAGCUGAUAUUGAGAAGGACCUAGCGUUAUGGGAAGAAGCAAGGCUCUCAAGAAGCCCUAGUAUCCAACAUCAUAGUUUAGUUACAUCUGACCAUCAAGGCAAUCUUCAAGCUACACAGGGCCAAAAUGCGAAGCCUCAGAUGCCAACUCAAAUGGGGAAGAACAUUCAACUCCAAGGAAACAAAUCACCGCCGCUGCCCACUAACAGCAGAACACAGGUCUCCAGUGUUCCAAACAGUAGGCCUCCAACGCCCGGUACACAAACCAACAGGCCACCAACUCCAUCAACUCCAGGGAGCAGACCCGUGACCCCAAAUAGCUUGCUGCCGCGGCCUCUUACCCCUAGCAACCAAGGAAAUAGGGAAGGCAUCAUUAGUAUGCAAAGAAGCAGAUCUUUGACAUCUAAGAGCCAAAUGGGGAGGACCCUCAGCGCUGCUUCAGGGCUCUCUGUGCAAAUGAGUGGAGACAUUGUUGGAACUGUCACUACUCAGAGAAGCAGUUUAUCAGAAGAUGAAUUCUUACAACAGCUUCAGCUUGCUCAUCAACCUUGGAUAUUGCCGAGUGACACAGAAAGUGAAGGAGUGGAAGCUGACCAAGACAAAU
This is a messenger RNA of Cariama cristata (Red-legged seriema), 878 nucleotides long. RefSeq lists its product as uncharacterized. The transcript has 5 exons. NCBI's taxonomy places the organism in Eukaryota, Metazoa, Chordata, Aves, Cariamiformes, Cariamidae. The record is from RefSeq and is a predicted model, not a curated record. The annotation marks the transcript as partial.